Hibiscus syriacus is the source of this 1813-nucleotide messenger RNA. RefSeq names its product pentatricopeptide repeat-containing protein At3g04130, mitochondrial. Lineage: Eukaryota; Viridiplantae; Streptophyta; Magnoliopsida; Malvales; Malvaceae. The transcript has a single exon. The record is from RefSeq and is a predicted model, not a curated record. Gene Ontology annotation, molecular function: protein binding.
GCAGUUAUGUAUUAUCGAUAAGGUAAAUAGGGAGGCUAAUGCCUUUAUUCAUUUGGAGAUGCAGUUUAAAGAACCCGAGUGAAUUUUAUUUUGAGGGCAGUUCUCCAUGAUAUACCCUUUACAGAACUGCCUUAGAAGUACUCGGUUCCUUGUCAAACCAUCAGUAUUAUGUUCCCUUUUCCGUGCUUACUCUGAAAGUUCCACUCUUGCUCUGCCUGUGGAAUCUUCUCACUUCACUGGAUCAAGUGAAGUUGUAGGACAAUGUUACAUUGACAUUGUGGUAAGUAAAGUUCAAGCUGGGAGCAGUGUGAAUGCAAUUUUCGAGUCUCUAUCGAAUAAUCGAGAAUGUAACUCUAUACAGCUUUCCCAUGACCUUAUUGAUAUAUUGUUGCAUCGGUUCAAGGAUGACUGGAAAUCUGCAUUGGGUGCCUUUAAAUGGGCAGCAUCACGCCCAGGCUAUAAUCACUCUCGCCAGGCAUAUGAUAUGAUGGUUGACAUCCUUGGUAAAACGAAACAAAUGGAUCGAAUGAAAGAGUUCUUGGAGGAAAUGCGUCAAGGUUACCUCGUUACGCUUAACACGAUAGCCAAGGUUAUGAGAAGGUUUGCGGGGGCAGGGAAAUAGGAAAAUGCUGUGAGGAUAUUUGAUGAAUUGGAAACUUUUGAAUUGGAGAAGAACACAGAGUCAAUGAACUUGCUGCUUGACACCCUUUGCAAAGAGAAAUAUGUUGAAGAAGCACGUGAUAUUUUCUUGCUGCUCAAAUCAUACAUUGCACCUGAUGCUGACACAUUUAAUAUUUUCAUUCAUGGCUGGUGCAAAAUCAAUCGCGUUGAAGAGGCACAUUGGACAAUUCAAGAGAUGAGAGGACAUGGUUGUCACCCGUGUGUCAUUAGCUACUCAACUAUCAUCCAGUUCUAUUGUUUCCGAAACAACUUUCAAAAAGUUUAUGAACUCCUUGAUGAAAUGGCUGUCCAAGGUUGUCCUCCCAAUGUUGUUACUUUCACUACAGUCAUGAGCUCACUAUCAAGGGCAGAGAGGUUCGAAGAAGCUCUGCAACUUGUUUUGAGACUGAAAACUGCUGGGUGUAGACCUGAUACACUUUUUUACAACUGCUUGCUCCACACACUGGGUCGAGCAGGAAAACUGAAAGACGCAAUUAAUGUUUUCGAGGUAGAGAUGCCAAAGACUGGUGUUGUCCCAAAUACAUCAACGUAUAAUUGCAUGAUCGCUAUGCUUUGCCAUCAUGGUCAACAACAGAAGGCCCUAUCUCUUCUUCAAAACAUGGAGAAUUUGACAAUUUGCAAGCCUGAAGUUCAGACAUAUUACCCCUUGCUGAAGUCAUGCUUUAAAACUGGGAAGAUAGAUACUCUGUUGAGCGAACUAUUGAAUGACAUGGUUAAUAAGCAUCAUCUAAGUCUUAAUAUUUCUGCUUACUCACUUUUGAUUCAUGGACUUUGUAGAGCAAACAGAUGUGAGUGGGCUUACAACCUGUUUGAAGAGAUGAUUAGCAAAGACAUAACACCAUAUCAUCGGACUUGCCGUUUACUUUUAGAUGAAGUCAAAGCGAAGAGUAUGUAUGAUGCAGCUGAGAAAAUUGAAGGUUUCAUGAAGAAAUUAUGAACUUCUCCAAGCGAGCAUUUAUUCCUAUCUCACCAUGAAAUAUUCUCUUUAACGGCACCCAGACAUAGACUUACAACUGUCUGUAUUUGACGAUGAAAUGUGACAUAAGCCUUUGUGGUUUUAUUUGAUAAUUUUUUGGUACAUUUUAAUAUGACAUAUUAUGUUACUUUAUUUUAACAGAAUAUAACCAAAAAG